AUGUCGGAACAGUCGCCCGAAAUUGUGGCCGCCGCCAGUCUGAGUCCCCUCUCGCCCAAGCCCAUCUCUGUCCAGAUCCAGAGCAAUUCUGUGGUGCCCAUGCUCCAGGACCAAGCAGCUACCACUGACACAGCCAUGUCCGGCAUCAUCGUGGAUCCCGGUCUAGAGACUUCGGAUGUCCCUGCGCCAGUCUCCGAUACUAUCGUAGUGGCCGGUGACUCGUCAGACUUCCCCGAUGAUAGCGACGGCAGCAUUGACUACGGUGAAGAGGACGAGGCCGCCGAGAAGCCCUCUGCCACCUCUGACGGUGCUGCCGAUGCUCCUCCCGACAAUGAUGAGUAUGCAAGAAGCUUUGAUUCGCCUGUCGACCCCCAGAGCUCGAGUAGCGAGGCUGGCGCUGGCGAGCCUCAGCCUGAUGUAUCAGAGGCUGCCGCUUCCAAUUCCAUGAAUGACCAAGUCACAUCUGCACCUGCUCAAGCUCCAGCUCCAGCUGUCAUUGCCCACCAUGAAGAUCGCCUUCCUCCACCCGCAUCGUCGACAGCAACCCAGCCUAAUGUCAACAGCUGGCCAACGCUCACAUCCAUUGAGAAUGAGCCACCUUCCCAGUCCAGCGGCCCCGAAACUUCCAGUCCAUCAGACGCACCGACGUCCACCCCCAACAACAAGUCCGCUGCUGCAUCUGCUGAGGCCGCUGACAUCCAAAAGCUGGUAGACGACAUCACUGCUCGAGCCACUGCUACUGCCACGUCUGCAGAUACCCCAGCAUCCGUAUCCGCCCCUUUGAUUUCAGGCCCCCUUCCCCCAUCACUGCCCCCCAAGCCAUUAUUAUCGGCUCAACCACAUGCCUAUCAGCCACGUGGUCCCAAUCCCACGCACAACCACAACCACCCGUUAGGACCUUAUAGACAUUCGCUUGACUCCAUGGAGCCACCAGCCUCGGCUCCUGGAGCGACUGGCGCGGGUUACGCAGCCUCCUUCUCCAACCAUGCCUGGGAUACCUUCGUUAACGACGAGAGGACGUAUACCUCGGAACAAAACUGGGAUAGGUUCCCCGAAGGCGCCCGUAUCUUUGUCGGCAAUCUCUCCAGCGAUCGGGUAUCAAAGAAGGAGGUGUUCGCCGUGUUCAGCAAGUACGGCAGACUAGCGCAGAUUUCCAUGAAGAGCGCCUAUGGUUUUGUGCAGUACCACAACGUUUCUGAAGCCCAGGCCGCACUGGAGGCAUGUCAGGACAUGGAGCUUGGUGGCCGCCGUAUUCACCUCGAAAUAUCCCGUCGUCAAAAGAAAAAGGGUGGAGAUGACAGAGGGCACUCGCCAGAUCGACGUGGUGGUCCUCGUGGCAUGACAAAUGACAGGCUCGACUUGAACAACCAGCCGAGAGACCCUGGUUGGAAGAGAACCAAUGACCACCGCCGCUCCGCCUCGCCCCGCCGAGACGACCCUCGCGGCUUCUAUGCUCGAGAUCGCGACAACGGUCCAAUGUCACACGACCGUCGCCGGUCCCGGUCGCCCCGGCGCAGCCGUUUUGGCAGUGAAUCCUACAGACGAAGAAGUCCCAGUCCACAUCGCCGCACCCCCUCGGAUGUAGACCGCCUCGACAUCCCUCGCCGCUACGGCAAUGAUGUUCCAGACGUCCAGAUCCUGCUCCUCCAAGAUCUGGACCGGCCCUUUGUUGACUGGGUACAGAACGCUCUCCAUGCCCAUGGCCUCAAGACAGCCGUGAUGCAUCUCAACCCUCGCUUUCCCCGCAAUACAAUCGUGCAGCGCCAGGUGCUCGAAGGUGUUCAUGCCAUUAUUGACCUAGACCAGACAUCCCGUGACUCGGGAUUGAUAUCACUGCAACUGUUCAUCCGCAACACAGGCAAGGGGAGCAAUAUCCGGUUUGAGAAUUACAACUCGCUGAACCCGGAACUGGCGGGUGGGCUGGUCAUGAGGGAGAAGACGAGAGUCGUGCAUGCUCCUCCACCACCUCCACCGCCCCAUGUCGCGGCAUAUCCUCCAACUUACCAGCCUCCUCCUGUUGCUGCUCCCACUGCUCCUUAUCAGAGUCCCAUUGUUCCACCGCCUGCCACCGGAUAUCAGAGCUAUCCUCCAGCGUCAUCCAUUCCACAAGCUGCUCCUGCUCCUCCUGCUACGCCUAUUGAUAAUGAUUAUUUGAGGUCUCUGUUGACCGGUCUCCAAACCCAGCAGCAGUCGCAACAGCAGACUGCUGCUGCCAGGGCACCUGCUCCACAGAUUGAUAUCAAUGCGUUGCUUGGGUCUUUGCAGGGUGGUGUACCGCAGCAAGCACCACCGCAACAGUAUGGGGUGCCACAACCACCACAGUUCCAGGGAGCGGCAGGGUACUACGGCGGUGGGCAGAAUGCGGUUGCACCGACGCCGGUGGCAUUGGGGAACAAUGCGCAUAUUCAGAACAUUAUGGAGAAUCUCAAGAGGGCUUCGGGGAGUAAGUAG
Molecule: messenger RNA, 2451 nt
Organism: Podospora anserina S mat+
Lineage: Eukaryota; Fungi; Ascomycota; Sordariomycetes; Sordariales; Podosporaceae
Exons: 3
Coding region: 1-2451 (816 amino acids)
Molecular function (GO): RNA binding
Source: RefSeq, a predicted model, not a curated record